AUGAGUUACAAAAAGGACGAAGACGACGUGGGCAUCGUCAAAGUCGACCGCACCAGUGUCUUCCAGGAAGCCCGCGUCUUCAACACCUCCCCCGUCUCCCCCCGCCGCUGCCGCAUCCUCCUCACCAAAAUCGCCCUCCUUCUCUUCACCGGCGAGAAGUUCCCCACCAACGAAGCCACAUCCCUCUUCUUCGGGAUUUCAAAACUGUUCCAGAAUAAAGAUGCCUCCCUCCGCCAGAUGGUGUACCUGGUCAUCAAGGAGCUGGCGAAUACGGCCGAAGAUGUGAUUAUGGUGACGAGCUCGAUUAUGAAGGAUACGGCGGCUGUGGGGAGUGAUGUGGUGUAUCGCGCGAAUGCUAUUCGGGCGUUGUGUCGGAUUAUUGAUGCAUCGACGGUGCAAGCCAUUGAGCGGAAUCUCAAGACGGCGAUUGUGGACAAGACACCUUCUGUCUCCUCUGCUGCGCUGGUUUCGUCUUACCACCUUCUACCCAUAGCACGCGACAUCGUCCGGAGAUGGCAAUCAGAGACACAAGAAGCGGCAUCGUCGUCAAAGUCGAGCGGAGGUUUCAUGGGCUUUGGCGGUUCAGGACAACAUAUGGCAGCCGCCAACACAAACUACAUGACCCAGUACCACGCCAUUGGCCUUCUCUACCAGAUGCGAUCACACGACCGGAUGGCUUUGGUCAAGAUGGUGCAGCAAUAUUCGUCCGCCGGUGCCGUCAAGAGCCCAGCUGCCAGAGUCAUGCUGGUACGACUAGCAGCAAAACUGGCUGAAGAAGACCCCAACCUCCGCAAACCUAUGAUGAAGCUCCUCGACGACUGGCUGCGCGACAAGAGCGAAAUGGUCAAUUUCGAAGCCGCCAAAGCCGUCUGCAACAUGCCCGACCUCACAGACGCAGAAGUCGGCAACGCCAUCCAUGUCCUUCAACUCUUCCUCACUUCUCCUCGCGCUGUGACGAAGUUUGCGGCCAUAAGAAUCCUGCACACUUUCGCCAGCUUCAAGCCUGACGCAGUCCGACAAUGCAACCCGGAUAUCGAGGCUCUCAUCUCAAAUACCAACCGUUCCAUUGCCACUUUCGCCAUCACUACUCUUCUAAAGACUGGCAACGAAGCCUCCGUCGACCGGCUCAUGAAGCAGAUCAGCACUUUCAUGUCCGACAUCACCGACGAGUUCAAGGUCACCGUCGUCGAAGCGAUCCGAACUCUCUGCCUCAAAUUCCCCUCGAAGCAAGCAGGCAUGCUUGCCUUCCUCUCCGGCAUCCUCCGCGACGAAGGCGGCUACGAGUUCAAGCGCGCCGUCGUGGAGUCCAUGUUCGAUUUGAUCAAAUUCGUUCCGGAGUCAAAGGAAGACGCCCUUGCCCACCUCUGCGAAUUCAUCGAGGACUGCGAGUUUACCAAACUCGCGGUGCGGAUAUUGCAUUUGCUCGGGCUGGAGGGGCCGAGGACUGCGCAGCCAACGAAGUAUAUCCGGUACAUCUACAACAGAGUUGUGCUGGAGAACGCCAUUGUGCGCGCGGCUGCGGUGACUGCGCUGGCGAAGUUUGGCGUUGGGCAGAAGGAUCCGGAGGUCAAGAGGAGUGUCGGGGUGUUGCUGCGGAGGUGUCUGGAUGAUACGGAUGAUGAGGUGCGGGAUCGGGCGGCGUUGAAUUUGCGGUUGAUGAAGGAGGAUGAUGAGAUGGCUGUAAAGUUUGUGCGGCAUGACUCCAUGUUCUCCCUCCCCAUCCUCGAAGACCAACUCGCCCACUACGUCAACGGCGGCUCUGCCUCCGCCUUCGCCACCCCCUUCGACUUCGCCUCCGUCCCCGUCGUCACCCGCGAACAAUCCCUCGCCGAAGACCGCACCAAGAAACUCACCACCGCCACGCCCACCCUCAAAGCCCCCUCUGUUGGACCGAAGAAAUCCGAACCCGGCACUGCAGUCGCCGACGCCGCGCGCGAGCAAGCCGCUGCGAGCCAGAAGUACGCGCAGCAGUUGUCUGCUAUCCCCGAGCUGGCGGAAUUUGGCACCGUGCUCAAGAGUUCGAGUGUGGUGGAGUUGACGGAGAGCGAGACGGAGUAUGUCGUUUCGGCCGUCAAGCACCUGUUCAAAGAACACGUGGUGUUGCAGUUCGACAUCAAGAACACUCUCGCCGACUACGUCCUCGGCGACGUUUCUGUCGUCUGCACCGCCUCUUCUCCCGAGUCGGAGGAAGGCGACGAGAGCUCUGGCCUGGAGGAAGAGUUCUUCAUCCCCGUUCCUCUGAUCAAGCAAGACGAGCCCGGCACGGUCUACGUCUCCUUCUCCCGCCCGGAAAGCGAGCAGUUCACCGCUGCGUCUUUCACGAACGUCCUCAAAUUCACCCUCCGCGAAAUCGACCCUUCCACUGGCGAAGCGGAGGAAGGCGGCUACGACGACGAAUACCAAGUCGAAGACCUCGAGCUCACUGGCGCCGACUACAUUUUACCGGCAUUCUCCGGCAGCUUCGAUACCGUCUGGUCCGCGCUCGACGGGCAGGAAGAAGCGGAGGAGACGCUGCAACUCUCCGCCGCGAAGAGUAUCCAAGAAGCUGUCGAGCAGCUCGUUAAAGUGCUUGGGAUGCAGCCGCUCGAGGGAUCCGAAGUGGCGUUGAGUACGAGCACGCAUAAUUUGAGGUUGUGCGGGCGGAGUGUUAUGGGCGGACGGGUAGCGGGGAGUGUGCGGAUGGCUUUUAGUGCGAAGAGUGGGGUUACUGUGAAGGUUGUGGUGCGGAGUGAGGAGGUUGGGUUGGCGGGGGCGGUUUUGGGGGCGGUUGCUUGA
This is a messenger RNA of Saxophila tyrrhenica, 2775 nucleotides long. It is a transcript of the gene SEC21, whose product is annotated as coatomer subunit gamma. The coding region runs from base 1 to 2775 and encodes 924 amino acids. NCBI's taxonomy places the organism in Eukaryota, Fungi, Ascomycota, Dothideomycetes, Mycosphaerellales, Extremaceae. Gene Ontology annotation, biological process: intra-Golgi vesicle-mediated transport; endoplasmic reticulum to Golgi vesicle-mediated transport; intracellular protein transport. Gene Ontology annotation, cellular component: endoplasmic reticulum-Golgi intermediate compartment; Golgi membrane; endoplasmic reticulum. The record is from RefSeq and is a predicted model, not a curated record. Gene Ontology annotation, molecular function: structural molecule activity. The transcript is spliced from 4 exons.